Molecule: messenger RNA, 2173 nt
Organism: Mercurialis annua (annual mercury)
Lineage: Eukaryota; Viridiplantae; Streptophyta; Magnoliopsida; Malpighiales; Euphorbiaceae
Product: pentatricopeptide repeat-containing protein At4g13650-like
Exons: 1
Coding region: 102-1667 (521 amino acids)
Biological process (GO): RNA modification
Molecular function (GO): RNA binding; protein binding
Source: RefSeq, a predicted model, not a curated record
GGUCCUUUUCAAACCCUUACUUCCUCAACAAACUUCUCUCAAUUUGCGCCAAAUUUGCUUUUAUUUACACGGGUAUUCAAUUACACUCCACAAUUAUUAAAAUGGGAUUCAUUUCAAAUCCCCAUGUAUGCAGCGCUGCUGUUGAUAUGUAUGCAAAAUGUAAUGAGAUUCAAAGCGCUCAGAAGGUGUUCGAUGAAAUGCCUGAACGAAAUGUUGUCACUUGGAAUUCGUUGAUCUCUGGGUAUUUGAAUGCAGAUUGCCCAUUUGUUGCUGUUCAAUUGUUUGUCAGUACUUUACGGGAGAUAAGAUAUGUGAGUUCGUUUAGUGUUUCGGCUUGUCUUGCGGGUUGUUCGCAAUUGAAGGAUGGAGUGGUCGGAGCUCAAGUUCAUGGACUGAUUAUGAAAACCGGGUUUGAUUGUAAUGCCUUCGUGGGGACGGGUUUGGUUGAUAUGUAUUCGAAGUGUGGCUGUGUUGAUGAUUCUUGGCGAGUUUUUAAUUCUAUUGGGGAUAAGAAUGUUGUUACUUGGACUUCUAUGGUUACUGCAUUUGCACAGAAUGAACAACAUGAUGAAGCAAUGUAUUUAGUGAGAGAAAUGAUGCGGUUUGGUAUUAAGGCAAAUUGUGUGACUUAUAAUAGUUUAUUAAGUUCGUUUUCUAGUCUGGAAUGUAUGGACUGUUGCAAGCAAAUCCAUUGUUGUGUGAUUCGAUCCGGUUUUGAAUCUAAUUCUUAUAUUGCUGUUACUCUUGUAACUGUUUAUUCAAAAUGUAGUACCAAUGUUGAGGAUUUUAAAAAGGUGUGCGCUGGUGUUACAUUACAGGAUCAAGUUUCGUGGAAUGCGGUUAUUUCUGGUUAUUCCAAUUUGGGAAAUGGUGUCGAAUGUAUAAUUUGUUUCUGCAAAAUGAGGCAUGCUGGUAUAAAUGCGGAUUUGUACACAUUUACUAGUAUGUUGGGAGCAAUAGGGGCUGUUUCAGCUCUUGAAGAGGGUAAGGAAAUGCAUGCUCUUAUCGUAAAAUCAGGGUAUGCCACCGAUGUGCACGUUCAGAACGGGCUUGUUUCGAUGUAUUCGAGAUGUGGAGCUAUCAAUGAUGCAAAGACGGUGUUUUGGUUAACCGAGGAUCGUGAUGUGGUCUCAUGGAAUGCACUUCUAACAGGAUGUGCUCAUCAUGGAUACGGUAAUGAAGUUAUUGAAUUGUUUGAACAAAUGAGAAAAACCAAGAUUAAACCGGAUAAUACGACAUUUCUUGCUGUGUUAUCGGCUUGCAGCCACGUUGGUCUCGUAGAUAAGGGGCUUGAGUAUUUCAACUCGAUGAGAGUUGAUGCAUCAUUUGAACCUCUCAAAGUAGAGCAUUACGCUAGUGUUGUUGAUAUUUUUGGUCGAGCUGGAUAUCUUAAUGAAGCUGAAGCCAUCAUUAGUGGCAUGUCUAUUGAUCCAGGGCCCUCUGUAUAUAAAGCUCUGCUUAGUGCUUGUUUAGUUCAUGGAAAUAGAGAAAUCGCUGCACGAUCUGCGGAAAAACUUAUAAAAUUGUGGCCUAAUGACCAUGCAACGUAUAUAUUACUGUCAAAUGUGUUGAGAACAUUAGGCUCUUGGGAUGAUGCAGCUGAUGUAAGGAAGUUGAUGAGCGAGAAAGGAGUAACGAAGAAGAAUCCGGGUUAUAGUUGGAUAUGAGAUUACAAAUGCACGAGGCAUUUGUCACAUAUUAGUUACGGCAGUGGUAAGAGGUUCAUAGACGGAUUUUGAGACUGUUGUAUGGCGUGCAGUGAUUGAGUAAGAAAAGCUGUUGGAAAACGCCUGUAUUGCUGAAUCAGAAGGCCGUUGAAUAGCAGAUUGGGAAGCAUGGCACUGGUUUAAAUUCUGAAAUGCUGGUGGUGAAGUCUCUUCUAUAGUACAAUUUCUUAAUCAACCACAGGAUGAGAGGUGAUGGUUUCUGUGUCUUUCCAAUUUUUGACUGCUAAUAAGUUCAAAAAGAGCUUAGGAUGAUUAAACCAUAAGUGAUGAGAUAAUUAUUGUAGUAAUUGUUUUAACUAACCUUUUGGGUUGGGUUGGGGGAAGACAAAUUUACUGAAUAAUCCUUUUCAGUUUAUUGUUAAAUAAAAGUUUUAUAGUCAUUAAUUAAUUAGCUGUUUAAUUAAUCGCUAUUGUAAUUAAAAUUCUAAUUAGAACAGGUAGCUAAA